AUGGCCACCAGCACCAGCACCGCCGCCGGGCACCCGCACCUCAGCCCGCAAUUCUGCUUCUCUACGGGCGCACUCAAAGAAUUCCUCCGCCUCUCCCGCUCCACCGACGACACAAUCUCGCAAUCCCUCAACACACUCAGCACCCCCUCGCGCACGCCCUUCGACUCAACACUCAGCACGCGGUCCUCACCCCGUCGCCUUCCCGCCGGCACCUGUACGCAGUUCACGCAGCGGGUGCUGUUCCCGUCGUGGCAAGCACGGACCGAGGUGCUCGAGUACUGCGGCCGCGUCGCGGAGGCCGAGGACCCCGAGGACCCCGCGGAGGUGGUGGGCGAGCGGGUAGUGGAUGAGAGGCUGGAUCCGUACAGUGGGCGGUACUUCCCAAAGGAGAGACGGACGGAGGUGUUGGCUGUUGUGGUGAGGGGCGAGUGGGGGGUUGAGGAGAUUGUGAGGGAGAGGAGUUGGAGGGUUGUUGGGGAGCGGUGUGAGGGGGUUGGGCAGAGGGGGGUGGAGGGGAGGGAGUGGAGGGUGGCGUUUGAGGAGUGGAGGGCGGGGAGGGGGUAG
Messenger RNA from Morchella sextelata, 564 nucleotides. RefSeq lists its product as uncharacterized. Bases 1 to 564 code for a protein of 187 amino acids. Gene Ontology annotation, cellular component: mitochondrion; mitochondrial intermembrane space. The record is from RefSeq and is a predicted model, not a curated record. The transcript is spliced from 2 exons. NCBI's taxonomy places the organism in Eukaryota, Fungi, Ascomycota, Pezizomycetes, Pezizales, Morchellaceae.